GCUUUACGUAAAUAAUAAUAAUAACAAUAAGCGAGAUGGAGAAGAACGACAAGGACCCUGACCUUCUUCAUGAUGAUGAACAAAAGGACGAAUCUAAGGAAGAGGAGAAAGAACACAUCGUUUCAGAUGCUAAUCUCCCAAAUGAUUCCCAUGAUCAUCAAGAUGGUAUUAACAAAGAGAAUGUCGAUGUUGGUAAUGCCGAGACAGAUCACAACCAAGGAGGAGACAAUGCCGACGACAAGGUUAACUCACCAUUAGGACAAGAAGAAGCACCACCACCACCACCAGAGAUUCCUCAAACCAUCGAGUCCUUAUCCGAAGAACUCGACCAGCUUCUCUCGAGUCUCUCUCUUCACAAAGAGGAACACAAAGACGUCGUCACCCAGGAGGAGAAAGAAGGAGAGGAUGGUAAUUAUUUUCAGAUCCCACAGUUCGUCGGCAAGUUCUUGGAUCUCUUCGAGGACAAACUCUCCAAACACGACUCUGCUGGCGACCCUAAAACGACGACGUGGUACCAAGAUCCAGUGGAGGUGUCUUCCCUUCUCGAAGCUGUGGAUCGUGUCUCAAAGCUCAUGGAGCUGUUGCUCAACACCAAGUCUUGUUUGGACCAUCACGAGUCCUUGAUCAACCACGCUGGAUCGAUCCAGCAGCGUGCAAUGGCAUUCUUGGAAGACGAGUUCCGUCUCCUUCUAGAAGAGUCCGUGAUCAAAGAGCCUCAGGUGGUCACGGACGACAACAGCAACGGUCAACAAGACCACCACAACGACUCCCAAGAUCAGGACCAGGUAAACGUUCCGGAGGAAGGCGGGGAUAAGGAGAUUGAAUACCCUGGCUACUCGGAGGAGGUGGUUGUGUUGCUGAGGAAGAUAGUUGAGAAGAUGAAAGGAGCAGGGUACGGAUGUGAGUGCAGAGAGGCUUACUUGGUAGGGAGGAGGAACAUCUUGAUGCGUACGUUGAAACAGGAGUGCGAGUUUGAGAAAGUGAGCAUAGACGAGGUGCAGAAGAUGAGCUGGGGAGAGCUGGAGAGAGAGAUACCUAUAUGGAACAAGACCGUCAAGAACUGCUCUUCCCUCUUCUUCCCUGGAGAGCUCAAACUCGCCGAGAAGAUCUUCCCAGAGGAUAAAGGAAGCUUGUUCUGCCUUGUGACGCACGGGUUAGCCAUCCAGUUCUUGGGCUUCUCAGAGGCCGUGGCCAUGACCAGACGGUCCACUGAGAAGCUCUUCAAGAUUCUUGACAUCUACGAGACUCUCAGAGACGGUUUCUCAGCCAUGGAGGAGCUCUUCCCUGAGGAGCUCUGCGGCGAGCUGAGAAGCGAGGUGACCACCGCUCGCUCCCGCUUAGGAGAGAGUGCUAUCAACAUAUUCUCUGAUCUCGAGAACUCAAUCAAAUCGGAUUCUAGCAAGACCCCUGUGCCCGGAGGCGCGGUGCAUCCUCUGACUAGGUACACAAUGAACUACCUCAAGUACUCGUGCGAGUACAAAGACACGUUGGAGAAAGUGUUCAAGUCUCACUCGAAGAUGGAGGAGGAGGAGGAGGAGUCUAACACGGAGAGAGCCUUCGCGAACCAGCUGAUGAGGAUCAUGGACUCACUAGACGGGAACAUGGAGGCGAAGUCGAAGCUGUACAAAGACGUACCGUUGAGCUGCAUCUUCAUGAUGAACAACGGGAGAUACAUAGUGCAGAAGAUCAAAGGAUCGGCAGAGAUACACGAGGUGAUGGGAGACACGUGGUGCAGGAAGAGGUCGUCUGAGCUGAGGACUUAUCACAAGAACUACCAGAGAGAGACGUGGGGGAAGCUGCUUGGGUUCUUAGGGCACGAAGGGCUCAUGCAUAACAACAAGAUAGUGAAGCCUAAUCUCAAAGAGAGGUUCAAGAGCUUCAACGCGACGUUUGACGAGAUACACAAGACGCAGACCACGUGGGUGGUUAACGACGAGCAGCUUCAGAGCGAGCUGAGAGUCUCUAUAACCGCGGUGAUGAUACCUGCUUACAGAGCCUUCAUGGCUAGGUUUGGACAGUACUUGGAUCCUGGUCGUCAGACAGAGAAGUAUGUCAAGUACCAGCCUGAGGACAUAGAGGAUCUCAUCGACCAGCUCUUUGAAGGCAACACUUCCUCCUCUUCAACCGCCACCGCCAAGCGAAGAACGUAGCUACUUCUCUCUCUUUCUUUCUUGUUUUGCAAGCAACGCUUUCUUCUUAUGAAUAAAAAAAUCGAUGUAAUUCUUUUGUUGUUAGCAUGAUGGUUAAGUUAUUAUGUGAACUC
Messenger RNA from Raphanus sativus (radish), 2263 nucleotides. RefSeq names its product exocyst complex component EXO70B1-like. NCBI's taxonomy places the organism in Eukaryota, Viridiplantae, Streptophyta, Magnoliopsida, Brassicales, Brassicaceae. Gene Ontology annotation, molecular function: phosphatidylinositol-4,5-bisphosphate binding. Gene Ontology annotation, biological process: exocytosis. The coding region runs from base 36 to 2150 and encodes 704 amino acids. The record is from RefSeq and is a predicted model, not a curated record. Gene Ontology annotation, cellular component: exocyst. The transcript has 2 exons.